Molecule: messenger RNA, 578 nt
Organism: Drosophila nasuta
Lineage: Eukaryota; Metazoa; Arthropoda; Insecta; Diptera; Drosophilidae
Exons: 3
Coding region: 55-531 (158 amino acids)
Source: RefSeq, a predicted model, not a curated record
UGUUAGUUGCUAGCAAAACGUGACGGACUUUGCAGAUCUGCAGAAGAUUUAAACAUGGAGAAUUCCUGUGAGCCCCAAAAAAAAAUAACUCCCGAUCAAGAGUUGGUUGAGGAGUCAGUUCAGCAUGAUAAUGAAGUUGCUAAAGUGUUAGAGCAAGACGGCGGAGGCGAAUUGGAAGCGGAUUCAAUUCCAAACGUCACCAGCAACAGCGUCGUCGCCGUUAUUGUUCAGGAGCCAGUUUACGGCCGCGAAUUGGAAUCUGAUUCCGGCAUCUCAAGUGGACCGGAUUCCAGCAUGGAACCACGGUCGCGGCGCGUUCGAAUCGUCGGCAGGCUCGAAAUUGAUAGUGCGGAGAGAUAUCGUGCCUUGACUCCUCAAUCCAUAGCUAACGUACUCCAUAGCAUGCGUCCCGAUCAGCGUUUCUUAGCAGAGUAUAUUAUCUGCUCGACGCUCGCCCUUGGCCACGAAAAUCGUAUAUUGACCAUCAUGCCCAAUUUCAACUCCAUCAGCGAUGACGAUGAUGCGCAAUAGGGCAAAAAUAUUGGAGAAACACCCCUAUAUGACGCAUAAUAAUAGUU